Diutina rugosa is the source of this 399-nucleotide messenger RNA. RefSeq names its product histone H2AZ (gene HTA3). The record is from RefSeq and is a predicted model, not a curated record. The transcript has a single exon. NCBI's taxonomy places the organism in Eukaryota, Fungi, Ascomycota, Pichiomycetes, Serinales, Debaryomycetaceae. Gene Ontology annotation, cellular component: nucleosome. Gene Ontology annotation, molecular function: DNA binding; protein heterodimerization activity; structural constituent of chromatin. The coding region runs from base 1 to 399 and encodes 132 amino acids.
AUGUCAGGAAAAGGAAAGCACGGCGGGAAGGGCAAGCUGUCCGAGUCAGUGAAGAACUCCACGUCGCACCUGGCGCGUGCCGGGCUCCAGUUCCCCGUGGGACGUGUCAAGCGGUACUUGAAGAAGCAGGCGCAAAAUAAGAUCCGGGUGGGCUCGAAGUCGGCGAUCUACUUGACGGCGGUGCUCGAGUACUUGACCGCCGAAGUGUUGGAGCUUGCUGGUAAUGCUGCCAAGGACUUGAAGGUCAAGAGAAUCACGCCGAGACACUUGCAAUUGGCCAUCAGAGGCGACGAAGAGUUGGACAAUUUGAUCAAGGCCACCAUCGCCUUCGGGGGGGUGUUGCCCCACAUCAACAAGGCGUUGUUGUUGAAGGUGGAAAAGAAACAAGGGCCCAAGUAG